GAGAAUUAGAUCGCCCCAAUACAGACGCAACUCAGGAGCUUGUACCUCGGGAGGUCUCCAUCCAUCUUCUUCGACUUCAACCUCUCUCUCCCUCCCCUCCUCUUAUAAUCUUCCCCUCGAUCUCCCUUCUUCCUGCGCUCUUAAAUAUAUAUCGAUUCUCUCUUCCUUUCUCUAGACUUUGAUCGGUCGCCACCGUCGUUGUCGCCUUUGCCUCUUUCGUCUGAUGAUCUCUUUGUUCAAUUUAUCCUUUGUUUCAUUGGAAGAUUAGAGAAUGAGUAACACAAUGAGGCCGAGGGGGAGAGUCAUGUUUAACCUGGUCUAUGAUAGAGGUUGAAUAGAUCGAUUCACGUUAAGGCGUCAUUCAUUUAUUUUCGCAAACCCUUGUUCCUUUGAUUAAGAGAAUAAUUCAUGCAAGUUCAUGUCUCCUUGUUAAUAAUGGAGGGUAUUCUUGUUUUCGAGCCCAAUAUCCAAUUUUAGUUAUUACACUACAGCUAUUUAUACAGUGAUCUUUUAGUAGUUAUAAUCUGUGUGUUCGGUUUGAUAUAAAUUCGCAUUCGUGAACGAAUCUGUGAAUCCGAAUGACGGAUAAGGAAAAAGGCAUCAAGAAAAGCCUCAUCAUCAGGACAUGGGAGCGAUGUAAGUCACUUGGACAUGGAAGAGGCGGAGGAGGCGACCGCGCCGGCUACUUUGGUGGCCGUCUGACCAGAAAGAGCCUGUCGUGGCACAGCAGUAACUCCAUGGACGAGGAGAACCGCGGGAACAAGCGGCGGGUAGUCCCAGAAGGAUGCUUCUCAGUCUACGUGGGGCCCCAGAGGCAGAAGUUCGUGGUCAAGACUGAGUAUGCGAACCACCCUCUAUUUCGGAUGCUGCUCGAAGAAGCCGAGGCCGAGUAUGGGUACAGCAGUGGAGGCCCUAUCGAGCUCCCAUGCGACGUGCAGGUGUUUUACAGGGUGCUAGUGGAGAUGGAUUCCGAUGACAGGAUCACUGGGAAAAGGCACGGGUGUGGGCUCGCUAAGGGCUACGAGAGUGCUUAUCGCCUCCUCAGCCCGUCUAGGAUGAUCGCUAUAAAUCAAUUCUGAUUUACCUCACACGUGCUACAUAUGUAUAUGUAUACGCGAGAAGUUACGUAUCGACUUAUGUAAGUUAACACAUAGUGCGUUGCAUGUGUCAAUUUCAUCUCUCUUGUGAUAAUGUUGCAGAGUUGUAAGCAUAUUAUAUGGGUCGCUGUGUUUUGCAUAAUUAAUCAAGUGAUGUUUCAAAUAUUUGUAAUUACAGGAGUCCAUGCAGAUCCUCCCCCCCACCCCUUAUUUUCAGUGAAAUUACGUGUUGGCUUGACUGUAA
Punica granatum (pomegranate) is the source of this 1341-nucleotide messenger RNA. Lineage: Eukaryota; Viridiplantae; Streptophyta; Magnoliopsida; Myrtales; Lythraceae. The record is from RefSeq and is a predicted model, not a curated record.